Messenger RNA from Osmerus eperlanus (European smelt), 1142 nucleotides. RefSeq names its product ATPase H+ transporting V1 subunit G1 (gene atp6v1g1). The coding region runs from base 138 to 494 and encodes 118 amino acids. The transcript is spliced from 3 exons. Lineage: Eukaryota; Metazoa; Chordata; Actinopteri; Osmeriformes; Osmeridae. The record is from RefSeq and is a predicted model, not a curated record. Gene Ontology annotation, biological process: proton transmembrane transport. Gene Ontology annotation, molecular function: proton-transporting ATPase activity, rotational mechanism. Gene Ontology annotation, cellular component: vacuolar proton-transporting V-type ATPase complex.
UGGUGUGAGCCUGACAUCGACGUGACGCGCUGUCAGCUGACUGCAGUAAAUUCCUCGACCUUCGCUGCAAACACAACAUCAUCUGUUAAAACCACCUCUUUUUUCCUCUUUACUGACAUAUUUUAACGAACCCAAUAAUGGCGAGUCAGUCCCAGGGAAUUCAACAGCUCUUGCAAGCAGAAAAACGUGCUGCGGAAAAGGUAGCCGAAGCUCGCAAACGCAAGAAUCGCCGUCUGAAGCAGGCAAAGGAAGAGGCUCAGGCUGAGAUUGAGCAGUAUCGCCUGCAGAGGGAGAAGGACUUCAAGACCAAGGAGGCAGCGGCUCUUGGUUCCCAUGGUAACUCAGCUGUGGAGGUGGACAAAGAGACCGUGGAUAAGAUGGCUUGCAUCCAGAGUAGCUACCAGCAAAACAGGGAGGCUGUACUGGGCAACCUGCUGAAGAUGGUGUGUGAAAUCAAGCCAGAGAUCCAUGCCAACUACCGUUUUGCUGGCUAGACCCCCCCCCCCCCCCCCCCGCUUCUUUCUCUUCAUCAUUAAACCCUUAAACUAAGGAAAAACAGAGGCAGACACACCGUGCACUGGAUCACAGUGUCCAUACGCACCAUAAUAUGUUAUAUGAUAAUCUACCUUCACAUUCCUCCAUUUGAUCUUUUCUCUAGUAUUGAUAAAUCCACUUUCAUCAACACUAUUGUUAUAAUCUGUAUAUUAUAUGUUGAGAUAAAGUGACACCCACAGUUCAGUCAGAUGUAAAGAGUAUAGUAUGAUUGAAGUAAAGAUUAAAGUAUGAUUGUUUCAGCUUGUUUCAACACAUUCAAUGGUCAUAGUUUAGUUUUGGAUACGGUGCAGUGUCUCUGUCUCUGUGGUUCAUUCUUAUUGGCUGGCAGAAUCAUCAAGACCAUUUCUGUGAAAGUUAGUGUGUGUUUGUGACGUUGUGCGUGUGUCUUGCUAUGCAAUGUGAUGUUUAUUUAUAUCUGAUGCACAUGUUUUUGUUGUUAUAUUUGUGGAGACAGAAACAGUAGUUCCCAUUUACCUGCUGUCCAUUUGUUUUCCCUCCAUCCUGUGGCUGUAUGGUCCUGUAUCAAUAGGGAACAUUCACAAAUUGAAACAUGAUACUAAAAUUAAAUAUUUUGGUGGAAAACAACA